AUGGUCUCCUCCUUGCUCGGCGAUUCCCCGCUUAAGGUCGACGCGAUCCCCACCAGCGAGAAUAGCUUUGUUCCAUAUGCAAGGCCAAGCGGCGGCACAUGUGACUUGAAUUACAACAACUCGAGUAACUUCUUUCCAGAAGCGGGUCGAGCUUCGAUGGACGCAGGGUGCAGCAUAGUCAACAUUCUUCAUCAUCAAACUGUCAAUCCUUCAGGGAUCCAGGUCGGCAGUCGGGACAGCACCGGCGUUUCAUUGCAGCCAGAGAAUCCCAAGCCUCCACAAGACACCACGCCUUACCUAGGGGAGCCCUUUGGCGACACAUUCUUUACACCCGAUGAUUUGGGCGCGACUGGCUUUGCCCAUCACCAAGGCGCGCCAAUCGGUGCAUACUCUGAUAUGAUCGGAGCCGAGAGCGAAGAUGAAUUCCAACUUUCUCAUGACACCAUGGUUGAGCUGGCAGAUUUAAAUGACUUUUGGUUCAAGCAAGACGGAAAGGAAUUUCGUUGUAACAUAUGUGAAACGACCCUUCCAAGACUUGAUAAUCUCAAACGCCAUCUGAGAAAGGCUAGGAAGUGUAAGACAGCAUGGGAGCGUCUGGACGAAGCUGCAAAGAGGAGUAUCUUGUGCACAAUCUUUUUAGGAAUAGGUGAUCGGUCGAGGGGAAGACGGAUACUGGUGACAUAGUAUUGCCUCGAUGGACUUUUUCGGGAGGUAAAGGGAUGCGAUGCAGAGUUUGAGUGGUGAUAGAUCGUGAAGCGAGGUGGAGAAUUAAAGUAAGCUUGAACUGUGAC
This is a messenger RNA of Colletotrichum destructivum, 791 nucleotides long. RefSeq lists its product as uncharacterized. Lineage: Eukaryota; Fungi; Ascomycota; Sordariomycetes; Glomerellales; Glomerellaceae. The record is from RefSeq and is a predicted model, not a curated record. The coding region runs from base 1 to 684 and encodes 227 amino acids. The transcript is spliced from 3 exons.